AUGUCACUUGAAGAGAUUUCUAUUGGAAAUGACUUGAAAGAUUCGUUUAAACCUACAUCUAAAUGGGUAAAUAACGGGAUCAAUUGGAUCAAUGAUAUCGAAGAAUUUUAUCGUGAGAGGGCUACUAUUGAGAAGGAAUAUGCAUCGAGGUUGCUGGAACUAUGCAAGAAACAUUUCGAGAAGAAGGCCAAGAUAUCUACCCUGUUAUCUGUUGGGGACGAACCCCAGAUCACGCCGGGAUCUUUAGAAAGCGCAUCCCUAGUACUUUGGAACGAGGUGUUAACACAGACGGAAGCAAUUGCCGAGGAGAAGGUUCAGUUUAGUAGAGAAAUUAACACGAAACUUGGAGACAACCUUCUGCUGUUAAAGAACAAGACGGGGAGAAUAGCGAAACAGAUAGAAACGAUAGAUGAGUAUUUGGUAUCCGAAAAAACUAAGACGGAAGAAGAGGUGAAUAAAGCUAAGAAGCAUUACGACUCUCUAUGUGAAUCUACGGAGAGUGCAAGGCAGAAAACGGAGAAAUCGUCGAGUGAAAAGUACCAACAAAAGUUGCAGGAGAAGGAAGUUGCUAUGAACAUUGGCAAGAACGAAUAUUUGAUCAAAAUCAAUAUAGCUAAUAGAUUAAAGGAUAAGUAUUUUUAUCAGGAUGUCCCAGAAUUGUUGGAUUACUUCCAAGAACUUAAUGAGAGCCGAGUCGGUUUAUUGAAUAAAUUAUUAAAGAAUGCUUCUAUAAUAGAAAGGAACUCCAAUGAUCGUAUCAAAGAGAAAUUACACGUUAUUGAUUCCACAAUCGAUCAAAAUAACCCAAAGUUGGAUGUGGCGAUGUUUAUUAAGCACAAUAUAUCUGAUUGGAAAGAACCUCAAGAUUUCUAUUUUAUUCCUUGUGCUAUAUGGCACGAUGAUGAAAGUUUAAUAACCAAGGAGCCCGAGCUUACAGAAUUGAAGAGAAGAUUGAAUAUCUGCUCUAAUGAUAUUGGGAAGUUCGAAGAUCUGUGUAUCGAAAGCAAGCAAAGCUUAGAGGAAGUCACGGCAGCACGUAAAGCAGAGUUAUCUAAUUUAACUUUGAAGUUUGACACUAAAUUGAACAAUUCCUUACUGCUUUUGCAAAGGUUCUUGAAAACUGAUAGUGAAAGAAUUAAGAACGAAGUUGAAAUUGAAGUAAUUCAAAAUUUUGCUGGAAAUAAAGAUUUAUCAUAUGUUGAGGUGAGGGAAAAGAAGAAGUCCAAGUUUGGAUUCUUAAGAGGCAAGAAACAACACAACGGAGGUGGAGCAGUUGUUAAUGAUACCAACUCCGAUGCUCACUCGUUGCACACUGUAAAAUCGGGCACUAGUCAAAAGUCCCACGCCGGUCUUUUCAAUAUAAGACGAAACAGAGGACAAUCUAAUGCAUCAUCGGCAUCAGCUGGACCAAGAGGUAAAGCUUUGUACCAGUAUGAUGCUACAGGUGAUGAUGAAGCAUCUAUUGGUCCAGGUGAACAAUUUGAUGUCGUGGAUGAAGAUGACGGUUCAGGGUGGACAAUGAUUCGUACGAAUCAAGGACACGAAGGUCUUGUACCUACUGCGUAUAUAGAAGUUAGUAUGGGAACUCCAGCAGCGGCUAGUAUCAACAGUGGUAGUAAGAAGAAGGGACCCUCAGUUGCUCCAAAACGAGGUGCGAAGAGGGUCCAGUACGUAGAAGCAUUAUACGACUACCAAGCUGACGGCGACGAUGAAUUGACUAUAACUGCUGGGGAUAGGAUUGCAUUAGUUCAAGCUGAUACAGAUGGCAGUGGUUGGACCGAAGGUGAGUUGAAUGGGGUCACCGGUAUGUUCCCAACUAGUUAUGUUAAGGAUGCAUAA
Molecule: messenger RNA, 1839 nt
Organism: Debaryomyces fabryi
Lineage: Eukaryota; Fungi; Ascomycota; Pichiomycetes; Serinales; Debaryomycetaceae
Gene: BZZ1
Product: Bzz1p
Exons: 1
Coding region: 1-1839 (612 amino acids)
Biological process (GO): regulation of actin filament polymerization
Molecular function (GO): protein binding
Source: RefSeq, a predicted model, not a curated record